Molecule: messenger RNA, 8585 nt
Organism: Erinaceus europaeus (western European hedgehog)
Lineage: Eukaryota; Metazoa; Chordata; Mammalia; Eulipotyphla; Erinaceidae
Gene: NSD1
Product: nuclear receptor binding SET domain protein 1
Exons: 23
Coding region: 222-8300 (2692 amino acids)
Biological process (GO): regulation of DNA-templated transcription
Cellular component (GO): chromatin; nucleus
Molecular function (GO): protein binding; histone H3K36 methyltransferase activity
Source: RefSeq, a predicted model, not a curated record
GCGGUGGGGGUGUGAGGAGGUGGAGGCGGCGGCAGCGGCACUGGCCGGGGCAGGUCGCGCUCGCUGCCUUCGCCCCAGAAGAGAGACGCGGGGGGAGGGGGGUGCGGGAGCGGCCCCGCGCUCUCCCCGCCUCUGCGCUCGCGCCCCAGUGUAAUGAGGGUCACCCCCUCCCCCCAGCCGGCCCGGGAGGGGGCGCGGGGCACGGUUGAUGGUGGCCCAGAAUGGAUCAGACCUGCGAGCUCCCUCGAAGAAAUUGUCUGCUGCCCUUUUCCAAUCCAGUGAAUUUAGAUGCCCCUGAAGACAAGGACAGCCCUUUCGGUAAUGGUCAAUCCAAUUUUUCUCAACCACUUAAUGGGUGUACUAUGCAGUUGUCGACUUCCAGUGGAACAUCCCAAAAUGCUUAUGGACAAGAUUCUCCAUCUUGUUACAUUCCACUGCGGAGACUACAGGAUUUGGCCUCCAUGAUCAAUGUAGAAUAUUUAAAUGGGUCUGCUGAUGGAUCAGAGUCCUUUCAAGACCCUGAAAAAAGUGAUUCAAGAGCUCAGUCGCCAGUGGUUUGCACUUCCUUGAGUCCUGGUGGUCCAACAGCACUUGCUAUGAAAGAGGAACCCUCUUGUAAUAACUCCCCUGAACUCCAGGUAAAAGUCACAAAGACUCUCAAGAAUGGCCUUCUGCACUUUGAGAAUUUUACUUGUGCGGACGAUGCAGAUGUAGAUUCUGAAAUGGACCCAGAACAGCCAGUCACAGAGGAUGAGAGUAUAGAGGAGAUCUUUGAGGAAACUCAGACCAAUGCCACCUGCAAUGUUGAGCCUAAAUCAGAGAAUGGUGUAGACGUGGCCAUGGGAAAUGAACAAGACAGCACACCAGACAGUAGACUCUGUGCAGUCAAACCGCCAUUCUUGUCAUUAGCUCCUCAGACUGAAACACAGAAAAAUAAGCAAAGAAAUGAAGUGGACGGCAGCAAUGAAAAAGCAGCCCUUCUCCCAGCCCCCCUUUCACUAGGAGUUACAAACGUUCCUAUAGAAGAGCAAUUAAACUCAAUAAAUUUAUCUUUUCAGGAUGAUCCAGACUCCAGUACGAGUACAUUAGGAAACAUGCUAGAAUUACCUGGAACUUCAUCAUCAUCUACUUCACAGGAAUUGCCAUUUUGUCAACCCAAGAAAAAAUCUACACCACUGAAGUAUGAAGUUGGAGAUCUCAUCUGGGCAAAAUUCAAGAGACGUCCAUGGUGGCCCUGCAGGAUUUGUUCCGAUCCGAUAAUUAACACUCACUCGAAAAUGAAAGUUUCCAAUCGGAGGCCUUAUCGACAGUACUACGUGGAGGCUUUUGGAGACCCUUCAGAGAGAGCCUGGGUAGCUGGAAAAGCAAUUGUCAUGUUUGAAGGCAGACAUCAGUUUGAAGAACUACCUGUCCUUAGAAGAAGAGGGAAGCAGAAGGACAAAACAUAUAGGCAUAAGGUUCCUCAAAAAAUUUUGAGUAAAUGGGAAGCCAGUGUUGGUCUUGCUGAGCAGUAUGAUGUUCCCAAGGGAUCAAAGAGCCGGAAACGUGUCACCAGUUCUCUCAAAUUGGACAGUGAGGAAGAUAUGCCAUUUGAGGAUUGUACAAAUGACCCAGAGUCAGAGCAUGAUCUUUUGCUUAAUGGCUGCUUGAAAUCUCUGGCUUUUGACUCUGAACAUUCUGAUGAUGAGAAAGAAAAGCCUUGUGCUAAAUCUCGAGCCAGAAAGUGCUCUGAUAACCCAAAAAGGACUUGUGUGAAAAAGGGCCAUGUGCAAUUUGAAACACAUCCAGAAGAACAGAGGGGGAAAAAUUCAGAGAACCUUGGCCUGAACUUUAUUUCUGGGGAUGUGCCUGAUAAUCAGGCCUCUAAUGAACUUUCUAGGAUAGCAAACAGCAUCACAGGGUCCAGCACUGCUCCAGGAAGUUUCCUGUUUUCUUGUGGACAAAAUACUGCAAAGACAGAAUUUGAGACCUCAAAUUGUGACUCCUUAUUGGGCUUACCUGAGGGUGCCUUGAUCUCUAAUCAUCCUGGAGAGAAGAAAAAUUUUGAACGGAGUUUGAUGUGCAGUUCAAAAAUGCGGCUCUGCUACAAUGGAGCAGGUGAUGAAGAAAAACGAAGUGAUUCCAUUAGUAUUUCUUCCACUUCUGAUGAUGAUAGCAGUGACUUGGACGCUAUCGAUCACAGCUCAGAGUCUGAUAACAGUGUACUUGAAAUUACAGACACUUUUGAUAGAACAGAGGAUGUGUUGUCAAUGCAGAAAAACGAAAAGGUAACGUAUUGUAGGUAUCCUGCCACAAACACUAAGGUAAAAGCGAAGCAGAAGUCCCACAUUACUAAUUCACAUCCAGACCACUUAGUGGAGUGUACUAAGACAGCAGAGCCUGGAACUGAGACUUCUCAGGUCAAUCUUGCUGAUCUUAAGUUGUCUACUCUUGUUUGUAAGCCCCAGCCAGACUUUAGAAAUGAUGGUCUUUCUCCAAAGUUCAGCACACCAUCAAGCAUUUCCAUUGAAAACUCACUAGUAAAGGGUGGGACUACAAACCAAGCUUUGUUGCAUUCAAAAAACAAACAACCCAAGAUUCAUAGUAUUAAGUGCAAACAUAAAGAAAGUCCAGGUGUAGAACCACCAGUUACACAAGAGGACUGCAGCUUGAAAUGCUCUUCUGAUACCAAGGGCUCUCCUUUGGCCAGCAUUUCCAAAAGUGGGAAAGUAGAUGGGCUAAAACUACUGAGCAACAUGCAUGAGAAAACCAGGGAUUCUAGUGACAUAGAAACAGCAGUGGUGAAGCACGUUCUGUCAGAGUUGAAGGAACUUUCUUAUAGAUCCUUAAGCGAAGAUGUCAGUGACUCUGGGACAUCAAAACCACCAAAACCUUUACUUUUUUCUUCUACAUCUGGUCAGAAUCAUAUACCCAUUGAGCCAGACUAUAAAUUCAGCACCUUGCUGAUGAUGUUGAAAGAUAUGCAUGAUAGUAAGACCAAGGAGCACCGCUUAAUGACGGCUCAGAACUUGGUCUCCUAUCGUAGUCCAGCUACUGGGGACUGUUCGACCAGUAGCCCUGUAGAUCCAUCUAAGGCCUUGGUCUCAGGAAGUUCUACUCAGAAUUCAGAGAAAAAGGGAGACGGUACUCAGGAUCCAGCCUGUCCUAGCAUUGGUGGGAGUGACUCUGCUCUGUCCGGGGAGUUAUCUACUCCCCUCCCUGGCUUAGAGUCUGACAGAGGAAACCUCCCUGCUUCUGACAAAACUCGUUCAAACUGUGUUACUAGGCGCAACUGUGGGCGAUCAAAACUACCAUCCAAAUUGCGAGAUGGGUUUUCAACCCAGAUGGACGAGAACACAGUGAGCCAUAAGAUUUUAAAAACAGAGCGCAAAAGGAAACUGAACCAGCUCCCCCCGGUGACGCUUGAGGCUGCACUGCCGAGAGACUCAGAGAGCGGGCCUUCAGAGAGCAGUCCCUCAGGAGGUGGGCCAGGAGACCCUGGCAAAGGACCCCCUCAGUUGAUAGACCACGUAACAAGUAAAGACUGUGCCCAUGUUCCUGAUGUUUCCUUUGACAACAAAACCAACCUGUCGGACCCUGAUAAAAUCCCUGAAAAAAGCCCCUCUUUUGAAAACAAAAAAGACCCAGAGCUGGACUCUGAAAUGAACAGUGAGAAUGAAGAGCCUAACAGUGUGAAUCAGCCGGUGCCGAAGAAACGGUGGCAGCGUUUAAACCAAAGGCGCACUAAACCUCGUAAGCGCACAAACAGAUUUAGGGAGAAAGAAAAUUCGGAGUGUGCCUUUGGGGUCUUGCUUCCUGAUGACCCUUUAAAAAAGGAGGCUGAGUUAUCAGCACCUAAGGCCCCUCCUGUGAACACACCUGAGGACGCAGUGCCAGAUCCAAACCACACUGGCCGUUUAGAUUCCGUGGCGCCGAGUUUGAGUGUCUGUGAUAAAUCCAGCGCCAGCGUUGACGAGUUGGACAAGGAGCCAGCGAUUCCCAACUUGACUCCCCAGACUGAACUCCCCGAACCAGCUGUAAGAUCAGAGAAGAAACGCCUGAGGAAGCCGAGCAAGUGGCUUCUGGAAUAUACAGAAGAAUAUGACCAGAUAUUUGCUCCUAAGAAAAAACAAAAGAAAUUACAGGAACAAGUACACAAGGUAAGUUCACGCUGUGAAGAAGAAAGCCUAACUCGAUGUCGAUCUAGUGCUCAGAACAAGCAUGCGGAUGAGAAUUCUUCGAUGUCAACCAAAGAAGAGCCUCCAGUCCUUGAAAGGGAGGCUCCCUUUUUGGAAGGGUCCUUGGCUCACUCAGAACUUGGCGGUGGACAUGCUGAGUUGCCACAGCUGACCUUGUCUGUGCCUGUGGCUCCAGAAAUCUCUCCACGGCCUGCCCCAGAGCCUGAGGAGUUGCUAGUUAAAACACCAGGAAAUUAUGAAAGUAAACGCCAGAGGAAACCAACAAAGAAACUUCUUGAAUCCAAUGAUUUAGACCCUGGAUUUAUGCCCAAGAAAGGGGAUCUUGGCCUUUCUAAAAAGUGUUAUCAAACUGGUCGCUUGGAGAAUGACAUUAAUGAAUCAUGUGCUGCAUCUCAUUCUAAAGAAUUUGGAGGUUCCACCAGGAUAUUUGAUAGACCACGGAAGCGAAAACGGCAGCGACAUGUGGCAGCUAAGAUGCACUGUAAGAAAGUGAGAAGUGAGGACUCUUCCAAAGAAACUGCAGGCUUAGAGGGAGAGCUGAUGCCGCACAGAAUGGCUGCGAGCCCCAAGGACUCAGUAGAGGAGGGUGGAGAGCAAGACCCGGGGCUGCCUGCUUCCAAGAAGCUGCAGGGCGAACGAGGCGGAGGAGCUGCGCUUAAGGAGAAUGUUUGUCAGAAUUGUGAGAAGCUGGGUGAGCUGUUGUUAUGUGAGGCUCAGUGCUGCGGGGCCUUCCACCUGGAGUGCCUUGGAUUAACUGAGAUGCCCAGAGGGAAAUUUAUCUGCAAUGAAUGUCGCACAGGAAUACACACCUGUUUUGUAUGCAAGCAGAGUGGCGAAGAUGUUAAAAGGUGCCUUUUGCCCUUGUGUGGAAAGUUUUACCAUGAAGAGUGUAUCCAGAAGUACCCGCCCACCGUCGUGCAGAACAAGGGUUUCCGGUGCUCCCUGCACAUCUGUAUCACUUGUCAUGCUGCUAACCCAGCCAGUGUCUCUGCAUCUAAAGGUCGUCUGAUGCGCUGUGUCCGCUGUCCUGUGGCUUAUCAUGCCAAUGACUUCUGUCUGGCGGCUGGCUCAAAGAUCCUCGCAUCUAAUAGUAUCAUCUGCCCCAAUCACUUCACCCCCAGGCGGGGCUGUCGAAACCAUGAACAUGUUAAUGUUAGCUGGUGCUUUGUAUGUUCUGAAGGAGGCAGCCUCCUGUGCUGUGAUUCUUGCCCUGCUGCUUUUCAUCGUGAAUGCCUCAACAUUGAUAUCCCUGAAGGAAAUUGGUAUUGCAACGACUGUAAGGCAGGCAAAAAGCCACAUUACAGGGAAAUUGUCUGGGUAAAAGUUGGACGAUACAGGUGGUGGCCAGCUGAGAUCUGCCAUCCUCGAGCUGUUCCUUCUAAUAUUGAUAAGAUGAGACAUGAUGUCGGCGAGUUUCCUGUGCUCUUCUUUGGAUCUAAUGACUAUCUGUGGACUCACCAGGCCCGAGUCUUUCCUUACAUGGAAGGAGAUGUGAGCAGCAAGGAUAAGAUGGGCAAAGGAGUGGAUGGAACAUACAAAAAAGCUCUUCAGGAGGCUGCAGCAAGGUUUGAGGAAUUAAAGGCCCAGAAAGAGCUAAGACAGCUGCAGGAAGACCGAAAGAAUGACAAGAAGCCACCGCCUUAUAAACAUAUAAAGGUCAACCGUCCCAUUGGACGGGUGCAGAUCUUCACUGCAGACUUGUCUGAAAUCCCCCGAUGCAACUGCAAAGCCACUGACGAGAGCCCCUGUGGGGUAGACUCCGAGUGCAUCAACCGCAUGCUGCUCUAUGAGUGCCACCCCACGGUGUGUCCUGCAGGGGGCCGCUGCCAAAACCAGUGCUUCUCUAAGCGCCAGUACCCCGAGGUUGAGAUUUUUCGCACAUUACAGAGGGGCUGGGGUCUCCGGACAAAGACGGAUAUUAAAAAGGGUGAAUUUGUCAAUGAAUAUGUGGGUGAGCUAAUAGAUGAAGAGGAGUGCAGGGCUCGAAUCCGCCAUGCCCAAGAACAUGACAUCACCAAUUUCUAUAUGCUCACCCUCGACAAAGACCGAAUCAUUGACGCUGGUCCUAAAGGAAACUAUGCCCGCUUCAUGAAUCACUGUUGCCAACCCAACUGUGAAACUCAGAAGUGGUCAGUGAAUGGAGAUACGCGUGUUGGCCUUUUCGCUUUGAGUGACAUUAAAGCAGGCACUGAACUUACCUUCAACUACAACCUAGAAUGCCUUGGGAAUGGAAAGACCGUUUGCAAAUGUGGAGCCCCGAACUGCAGUGGCUUUUUGGGUGUAAGGCCAAAGAAUCAACCCAUUGCCACGGAAGAAAAGUCAAAGAAAUUCAGGAAGAAGCAACAGGGGAAGCGCAGGACCCAAGGUGAAAUCACAAAGGAACGAGAGGAUGAGUGUUUCAGCUGUGGGGAUGCUGGCCAGCUUGUCUCCUGUAAGAAGCCAGGUUGCCCAAAAGUUUACCAUGCAGACUGUCUCAAUCUAACCAAGCGACCAGCAGGGAAAUGGGAGUGUCCUUGGCACCAGUGUGACAUCUGUGGGAAAGAAGCAGCUUCCUUUUGUGAGAUGUGUCCCAGCUCCUUUUGCAAGCAGCAUCGGGAAGGGAUGCUCUUCAUCUCCAAAUUGGAUGGGCGUCUGUCUUGUACUGAGCAUGACCCUUGUGGGCCCAACCCUUUGGAGCCUGGGGAGAUCCGUGAGUAUGUGCCUCCCCCAAUACCGCUGCCUCCAGGCUCAAAUACUCACCUGGCAGAGCAAUCAUCAGGAACAGCUGCUCAGGACCCCAAGAUACCAGAUAAGCCACCUGCUGACACCAACCAGACACUGUCCAAAAAAGCAGGGACUUGCCAGAAGCCACCGCUGCCUGAAAGACCAACUCCUGACAGGACUGAGUCUAGGCCUCAGCCUGUGGAUAGGGUCAGGGACCUUGCUGGAUCAGGGACCAAACCCCAAUCCUUGGCAUCCAGCCAGAAGCCACCGGACAGGCCUUCUGCAGUGGCAGCAGGACCAAGACCCCAGCCAUCUGAUAAACCCUCUCCAGUGACCGGCCCAAGCUCCUCAUCCUCAGUGAGGUCCCCACUGCUGGAGAGACCGUUGGGGACAGCUGACUCAAGGUUGGAAAAAUCCAUAGGUGCUGCCAGCCCAAGGCCCCAACCACUGGAAAAGACUCCGGUCCCUGCUGGCCUGAGACCGCCGCCGCCAGAGAGGCUGCUAGCCGCCGGCAGUCCCAGACCCCCGACUUCAGACAGGCCCCCCGAGAAACCCCAUGCCUCUUUCUCCCAGAGACUUCCGCCUACUGACACGGUAAUAUCGGCUGUGGUCCAGUCCCUGGUAGCAAAAGAAAAAGCACUGAGGCCUGUAGACCAGAAUACCCAGGCAAAAAACAGAGCUGCUUUGGUGAUGGAUCUCAUGGACUUGGCCCCUCCUCAUAAGGAGCGGGCAGCCUCUCCUCAUGAGGCCACACCACAGGCGGACGAGAAGCUGCCGGUGUUGGAAUCGAGCCCGUGGCCUGGCAGCAAAGGCCUGGGGCAGAUGCCACGUGCAGCUGAGAGGAGCAGUGUGUCAGACCCUAUCUUGCCGCCACCUGGGAAAGCAGCGAGCCCAUUGGAGCACCCCUGGCAAGCUGUUAGAUCACUCACCCAAGCCAGACUUCUUUCUCAGCCCUCUGCCAAGGCUUUUUUAUUUGAGUCUUCUGCACAGGCCUCAGGAAGAGCAUCUACCGGGGCUGAGCAGAUGGCAGGGUCUCCCAGCCCAGCGGUGGGCCUGCUGAAGCAGGUGAAACAGAUAACUGCAGGCCAGCAGCUACCAGGACUAGCUGCCAAGAGUGGGCCAUCCUACAGGUCUCUUGGGAAGAUCCCAGUCUCCCUCCCCAAAGAAGAGAAGAAGUUGGCAGCCCCGGAUCAGAGUCCCUGGGGUCUGGGAAAGACCUCGGCAGUGUCAGGGCUCUGGCCUUUGGUGGCAGGACAGACACUGGCGCACACUCGCUGGUCUACUGGGAGCACUCACACAUUGACCCAGACUCGUUGGUCUCUUGGAAGAGGGCAAGACCCUAAACCGGAGAAAAAUACACUUCCAGCUCUUAAUCAGGCUCCUUCCAGUCACACGUGUCCAGAAUCAGAACAAAAAUAAGCAGUGAAUGUCACCUGACCAAGACCAGCUGCCCCAGGGUCCUUGGGGAAGGGGACUCUUCCUCUCUUUCUUUCCCCCUUAAAGCAGGUCCCCACACUUUCCCACUGUUACUCGUUCCUUAUGUCCCAACACUCAGAACUCUCGUGACAUUAGUCAGUGGGGGCUUAUGGUUGUCAAACCGUGAAUGGAAAUUCAAGCAGGCCCAGCAAGGAGACAGACAGACGUGGGUCCUGCCUCCGGUCUGUACAUGGUCCGUUUAAAAUAAAGAGUCCACUCUGCAGUCAA